Messenger RNA from Pipistrellus nathusii (Nathusius's pipistrelle), 2157 nucleotides. NCBI's taxonomy places the organism in Eukaryota, Metazoa, Chordata, Mammalia, Chiroptera, Vespertilionidae. The record is from the annotation of a GenBank genome assembly.
AUGAAGAGGUGCAAGUCAGACGAGCUGCAGCCGCCGCAGGGAGAGGAGGAUGGAGGUGGGCUGGAAGAUGCCGUCUGCCACCUGCCCGGCACGGACCUCCGGCCCGGGUGGCCCAUGGGUGCUAACUCUGCGGGCGGCGGGCCAACUUCCGACGCGGGCGCUGCCGCCUUGGCGCCCAACCCGGGACCCCGGAGCAAGCCUCCGGACCUCAAGAAAAUCCAGCAGCUCUCGGAGGGCUCCAUGUUCAGCCACGGCCUGAAGCACCUGUUCCACAGCCGCCGCCGGUCACGAGAGAGGGAGCACCAGACGUCUCAGGAUUGCCAGCAGCAGCAGCAGCAGCCACAGCCUCAGCCGCAGGGAGUCUCUGACCAUGACUCCCCGGACGAGAAGGAGCGUUCCCCCGAGAUGCACCGGGUCUCCUACGCCAUGUCCCUGCACGACCUGCCCGCCCGGCCCACCGCCUUCAACCGCGUGCUCCAGCAGAUCCGCUCCCGGCCCUCCAUCAAGCGGGGCGCCAGCCUGCACAGCAGCGGCGGGGGCAGCGGCGGGGGCGGCAGCCGGCGCACCAAGAGCAGCUCCCUGGAGCCCCAGCGCGGCAGCCCCCACCUGCUGCGCAAGGCGCCCCAGGACAGCGGCCUGGCCGCCCUCCUGCACCAGCACCAGUGCCGGCCCCGCUCCUCCUCCACCACGGACACCGCCUUGCUGCUGGCGGACGGGGGCAACGUGUACCUCUUGGCCGAGGAGGCCGAGGGCGUCGGGGACAAGGUGGACAAGGGGGACCUCGUGGGCCUGAGCCUCUCCGGCGGCCCCGGCCACGGCGACCCCGACGGCCCCAUCAGCCUGGACGUGCCGGACGGGGCCCCCGACCCCCACCGGACCAAGGCCGCCAUCGAGCACCUGCACCAGAAGAUCCUGAAGAUCACGGAGCAGAUCAAGAUCGAGCAGGAGGCGCGGGACGACAACGUGGCGGAGUACCUCAAGCUGGCCAACAACGCGGACAAGCAGCAGGUGUCGCGCAUCAAGCAGGUGUUCGAGAAGAAGAACCAGAAGUCGGCCCAGACCAUCGCGCAGCUGCACAAGAAGCUGGAGCACUACCGCCGGCGGCUGCGGGAGAUCGAGCAGAACGGGCCCUCGCGGCAGCCCAAGGACGUGCUGCGGGACAUGCAGCAGGGCCUGAAGGACGUGGGCGCCAACGUGCGCGCGGGCAUCAGCGGCUUCGGGGGCGGCGUGGUGGAGGGCGUGCGGGGCAGCCUCUCGGGCCUCUCGCAGGCCACCCACAGCGCCGUGGUGUCCAAGCCCCGCGAGUUCGCCAGCCUGAUCCGCAACAAGUUCGGCAGCGCCGACAACAUCGCCCACCUGAAGGACCCGCUGGAGGACGGGCCCCCCGAGGAGGCGGCCCGGGCGCUGAGCGGCAGCGCCACGCUCGUGUCCAGCCCCAAGUACGGCAGCGACGACGAGUGCUCCAGCGCCAGCGCCAGCUCCGCCGGGGCCGGCAGCAACUCCGGGGCCGGGCCCGCCGGGGUGCUGGGGAGCCCCAAGUCGAACACGCUGUACGGGGGGGCGCCCGGGAACCUGGACACCCUGCUGGACGAGCUGCGGGAGAUCAAGGAGGGGCAGUCGCACCUGGAGGACUCCAUGGAGGACCUGAAGUCCCAGCUGCAGAGGGACUACACCUACAUGACCCAGUGCCUGCAGGAGGAGCGCUACAGGUAUGAGCGGCUGGAGGAGCAACUCAACGACCUGACCGAGCUUCACCAGAAUGAGAUGAGCAAUCUGAAGCAGGAGCUGGCCAGCAUGGAGGAGAAGGUGGCCUACCAGUCCUACGAGAGGGCUCGGGACAUCCAGGAGGCCGUGGAGUCCUGCCUGACCCGGGUCACCAAGCUGGAGCUGCAGCAGCAGCAGCAGCAGGUGGUGCAGCUGGAGGGCGUGGAGAACGCCAACGCCAGGGCGCUGCUGGGCAAGUUCAUCAACGUGAUCCUGGCGCUCAUGGCCGUGCUCCUGGUGUUCGUGUCCACCAUCGCCAACUUCAUCACGCCCCUCAUGAAGACGCGCCUGCGCAUCACCAGCACUGCCCUCCUGGUCCUCACGCUCUUCCUCAUCUGGAAGCACUGGGACUCCCUCACCUACCUCCUGGAGCACGUGCUGCUGCCCAGCUGA